UUACAUAGUGUUGGAAACAUUUUGUGAUUCGAAAAAAGUCUGUUUUGGGACAUAGCGGUCUCCGUAUGAUACAACAUUACUGCCGGGUCAAAGGCCGAAGGGUUGCUUCCGGUCAAGAUGGCGGCUACUAAGCGUGUUCUUUAUGUCGGCGGGCUCGCGGAGGAGGUGGAUGAGAAGGUCCUGCACGCGGCAUUUAUCCCGUUUGGAGAUAUCACGGACAUCCAGAUACCCCUCGAUUAUGAGACAGAAAAGCACAGAGGGUUCGCCUUCAUCGAGUUUGAAUCGGCAGAGGAUGCCGCUGCAGCCAUCGAUAACAUGAAUGAGUCUGAACUCUUUGGCAGAACAAUCAGAGUGAACAUUGCUAAGCCCAUGAGGAUAAAGGAAGGUUCUUCUCGGCCAGUAUGGUCAGAUGAUGAUUGGCUGAAGAAGUUCUCUGGGAAGACCGCAGAGGAAGCAGAGGGGGCGGAGCCAGCUGGGGAAGAUGUCAGCAAGGAAACACAGGAGGGCGAGCCCCCUGCAAAGAAGGGCAGGACCAACCCCCAAGUCUACAUGGACAUCAAAAUUGGCAACAAGCCAGCGGGCCGCCUACGCUUCCUCCUCCGAGCUGACGUCGUUCCCAUGACCGCUGAGAACUUCCGCUGCCUGUGCACCCACGAGAAGGGCUUUGGGUACAAAGGUAGCAGCUUCCACCGCAUCAUCCCGCAGUUCAUGUGCCAAGGUGGAGACUUCACCAACCAUAACGGCACUGGGGGCAAAUCCAUCUACGGCAAAUCCAAGUUCGACGACGAGAACUUUGUUCUCAAACAUACCGGCCCAGGCCAGCUCUCCAUGGCCAAUUCAGGCCCGAACACCAACGGCUCACAGUUCUUCAUCACCUGCGACAAGACAGACUGGCUAGACGGGAAGCAUGUGGUGUUUGGGGAGUUGAUGGAGGGUCAGGAGGUGCUGCGAGCCAUGGAGGCACAAGGUAACAAAGAUGGAAAGACCAAGCAGAAGGUGAUCAUUUCAGACUGUGGAGAAUAUGUGUGAUGGGGGGUGAACUGACACCAACGGCUGGGUCUUAAGGUACAUUGGAUGGUUCCUUGGAUACUGGACCUGCUACUGUUGCCCCAGGAAACGAGCUCAUGAGGAGUCCAUGAAGAUUCCCCCCCUCUCUUCCUGGGGGGCUAUGAAAGCCAUGUAAAUACUUUGUGAAUAAAUUUUUUUAUGCUCACAUGA
Brienomyrus brachyistius is the source of this 1218-nucleotide messenger RNA. RefSeq names its product peptidylprolyl isomerase E (cyclophilin E) (gene ppie). Gene Ontology annotation, biological process: protein peptidyl-prolyl isomerization; protein folding. Gene Ontology annotation, molecular function: peptidyl-prolyl cis-trans isomerase activity; RNA binding. NCBI's taxonomy places the organism in Eukaryota, Metazoa, Chordata, Actinopteri, Osteoglossiformes, Mormyridae. The coding region runs from base 118 to 1029 and encodes 303 amino acids. Gene Ontology annotation, cellular component: intracellular membrane-bounded organelle. The transcript has 10 exons. The record is from RefSeq and is a predicted model, not a curated record.